Synchiropus splendidus (mandarinfish) is the source of this 1707-nucleotide messenger RNA. RefSeq names its product retinol dehydrogenase 5 (11-cis/9-cis) (gene rdh5). The transcript has 6 exons. Bases 388 to 1386 code for a protein of 332 amino acids. Gene Ontology annotation, molecular function: oxidoreductase activity. The record is from RefSeq and is a predicted model, not a curated record. NCBI's taxonomy places the organism in Eukaryota, Metazoa, Chordata, Actinopteri, Syngnathiformes, Callionymidae.
GGCCAGAAAUUCAGAGAUUUCAUAGUUAAGAGUAUUAGUGUGUCUAAAAAUACUUCACUCUGAUGAAAGGGGCUUCAUACUUAGAUCGAAAAUAUGUGAAGUUCUGAUGAAAGAUUUUGUCUUCAGCCAAAUAUAUGUAGCAACAGCGCCUUUGUACUUGCACUCUAUGGUUCUUUAAUUGCCUUUACAUUUUUCCCCACACAAACCAAAUGGUUAUGGAUUUAGGAUUACAAAUUGCGGACUUGUCUUAAGGGAUAAACCACAGAGGGAUAAAGCUGUUUACCCCAUGGGUGUGUUCUCUGUUGGGUGAGAAGGAAAACAGAGAGGCCACAGGAGAAAUAACUUUUACCGCUGGGAGAAAAGGAAGCACUUUUGCAAACCAGCACGAUGGACACACAGUUUGUUUACGAUCUGUUAGGAGACAACGCUUGGCUGUACAUCUCUGCCACAGCAGUGGUUGUGUGGGCCAUCGUGUGGCUGUACAGGGACAGUCUGGAGAUCGAAGAACUCACUGACAAGUAUGUCUUUGUGACCGGCUGCGACUCCGGGUUCGGAAACCUGCUCUGUAAGAAGCUUGACCGCAAAGGCUUCCGUGUGAUAGCGGGUUGUUACUCUGAGAAAGGAGCUGAUGAUCUGAAACGAUCGGCUGGACCCUAUUUAAAGACGGUCCUGCUGGAUGUGACGAGUCUGGACAGCAUCCAGAAAGCUAUGGAGUGGACCAGGACAGAGGUCGGCGAUAAAGGACUCUGGGGUCUUGUGAACAAUGCCGGUCGCUCAUUGCCGAUGGGACCGUCCGAGUGGAUGAGAGUGGAGGACUUCCACAGCACCCUUAAGGUCAACAUGACUGGAACAAUCGCCAUGACCAUGGCCUUCCUGCCUCUUGUCAAGAAGGCUCGUGGACGAAUCGUAAACGUGGCGUCUGUAUUGGGUCGGGUGGCCGCCAACGGAGGUGGAUAUUGUAUCUCCAAAUUCGCAGUGGAGUCUUUCUCGGAUUGUCUCAGGAGAGAUAUCCACUACUUUGGAAUCAAUGUUUGCAUCAUCGAGCCAGGCUUUUUCAAGACUGCCGUCACAAGCCUUGAUCCUCUCGAGAGGGAGCUCAGCCGCUUGUGGAACCAGCUGAGUCCUGAAGUCCAAGCCAGCUACGGGGACAAGUACUUGGACAAGUACAUCAAGAUCCAGCGCUUGAUCAUGAACGCCGUCUGUGAUACUGACCUUGCCAAGGUGACCAACUGCAUGGAGCAUGCUCUCACCGCCGUCUACCCCAGGACCAGAUAUAGCGCUGGCUGGGAUGCCAAGCUCCUCUGGAUCCCUCUCUCAUAUAUGCCUUCCUGCGUGGUUGAUAUCGGACUGAAGCUGGUGCUGCCACGCCCUUCAAAGAGUGUUUAAAGUCCUCACCAUCUUUUGUCAUUCCAGUUUAUUACAAUGCACAGCAGACACUCCACAUCUCGUGCAUAGUUGCCUUAUGCAAGGAUGCAGUUAUUUAUAUGAGCAUAAUCUGCCAUGUAAACACAAAAAAACAACCAACUUUCCCAUGUCCUUGUAUGUCUUUUUCUGAGUUAAUAAUGUCAUGAAAAUAAUAAAAGAGCAGAAAUGUCAGGUGUUAAGGACAGGAACCCAUUACAGUAAGAAAAAGUAGAUGCAUUUUUGUGUUAUAUGCUGUUCUUUUUGGUAACUAGAUGAGAACAUUAAGAACGUGACUUAUAACUA